This is a messenger RNA of Triplophysa rosa, 3701 nucleotides long. RefSeq names its product abhydrolase domain containing 15a (gene abhd15a). The record is from RefSeq and is a predicted model, not a curated record. Lineage: Eukaryota; Metazoa; Chordata; Actinopteri; Cypriniformes; Nemacheilidae. The transcript is spliced from 3 exons. Gene Ontology annotation, molecular function: short-chain carboxylesterase activity; monoacylglycerol lipase activity. Bases 668 to 2113 code for a protein of 481 amino acids.
ACUUUAUUAGUACAGACAAAUUUGCCCUGUAAAUGUCAGUGAUCAAAGAUGUUUUUGAAUGACAUCUGUUCAUGUUUUCAUUUAUUUUAGUAAAUUCAUUAAAGCAUUAACCUCAAAGUAUCUUGCGGAGGAAUAAUAUCUUCUGAAGAGGGCGUUCCUUAUGGCUUGCGCGUGAUGAUGCGAUUUGACACAAAACUAUGUGACAGUAAUUCACUACAACAGCCAUUCUGUGGCAGACCACCAGCACAAACAUGCCACAAAACACGGUGCAUGUACCCGACAGGCGGAUGCAGGUGACUUUGAAGAGUUGACUGCGAAAGAGGAUCUAUUGCAUAAUCGGACAGAGCACAGCUCGCACAAAGAGCAGCGGGAGGGAGCGCUUCGUUUUGAACUAUGGCGGCAACGCACCACAUUCGUUUGACAUACAUUGUUAUCAUGACGCGUUACGCGGACUUCGGAAAAUAAUCCAGAAUUUUGGACAUGACGAUAAACAUCACCCUACUUCAAAACUUUGAAGAGGAUAUUGAAUUCAGUUAUACUACAUGUGUGCUCUAAAUGGAAAGAGUAGUAAUGAAGUGCAGAUUUUUUUAAAGAUUUGAUUGUCUUUAAAAACACAUCCGAGGUAUUUUUGCAGGUUUUCUCAAGCGCAUCCUCAGAAGCCGUUCAAAUGCUGGAAUGGAUUGGUGCUGUUUGUAUUAUGGUUUUAAUGGCCAUACUCUGGCCGAUGGUCAAGUGUUUUGGAGAAGGGAGUCAGUCCACGUUGCUGCUCCAGGGGCUUGAAAUUCCACGGCGCGAGAGCAAAAGAUCAACGGAGAGAUGCGACUCCAACUGUGGCACGGGGACGCAGCAGAAACCAGGGGGUCGAGAUGAAUCACCCACGGUCGCCUUAAUAUGCAAACCCUCUGCCCUGGCGAACUACCUUCUGAAACAUUGCAUGACUUUUUGCAAGCAGCUACGAAUACAGAAAUUUAACUGGCGAGUGAGUUCAUCUUUGCAGACUAUUUUCGGUGCUGUGUGGCCGUAUGACUGCCCUGUGCAUUUUAUUCGAGAUCAUUUGCAACUGAGCGACGAUGGGCUGGUGGCGUUAGACUGGGCUGUUGUUGGUGCACAUCACAAGAGACGGAGGACUUCAAGUAAUUCCACAAGUCCAAUUCUGCUCGUCAUACCCAACUCUAUUGGUAAAAUCACCAGGAAUGUGCUCAAGCUCUGUGAGGCUGGUCUGAGUCACGGUUACCUCCCUGUGGUCUUCAACCGUCGGAGCCAGAAUGGGACGCCACUUUCUACCGUUAAACUUCAGCAAUUUGGUGAUCCAACUGACCUGCGGGAAGCGGUGCGAUACAUUAGGUACCGGCAGCCAGCAGGUCAGAUCUAUGCUGUAAGUGAGAGCACUGGUUCAGGACUCCUGCUCUCUUACCUGGGAGAGUGUGGCUCCUCCAGUUACGUGACUGCUGCCGCCUGCCUGUCUCCCAUUUUCCGUUGCCAAAGCUGGUUUGAGAACGGCCCGACCUGGCCUUUCCACUGGGCUCUUCUGCUUUACCAAAAAAUCUGCUUAAGCAGGUACAGAACUGUGCUUGGGGAGCAUGUUCACGCAGACAGCUUGUUCUCCAGCUGUUCCUUGAGGGAAAUGGAAGAAGCCCUAUUCUGUCAGUCAGGGUUGAAGGGGACAUUAGUGGAGGAAGCAGGUGGCUGGGAUGCGUACUGGGAGCGUAAUGACCCUCUGAGGGACAUAGAUGAAGUGGCCAUCCCUGUACUAUGUGUUUGCAGUCAAGACGACCCGAUCCGAGGGGAGCCCCGGGCGACGCUACCUUUGGAGCUGUUUGAGAGUAACCCCCAUUUCUUCCUGCUCCUGACUGGGCACGGAGGCCACUGCGGCUUCUCCACGCCAGACGAAGGCAGUAACGUCUGGAGCCACCAGGCUUUGCUGGAGUUCUUUCGUGCCACAAACGAUUUCUUCACUGCAGAGGAGCGUGCCAGUCUGGCAGCCAGGCGGAGGGGUCUUGGCGGGGCUGGCAAGACGUUUCGCCUUCGCAGCAUCAGCACGUGCAAAAGAGUGCCUGUUUGCUCGCAUAACAUUCACGCCAUUUAUAACUGGCAGAGGUCCUACACCAGUUGAUGAUGUGCGGAGAGGCUCCCCACAUUUGUUUGGGGUUACGGAGAGGGAUUCAAGGACACUGCCAGGCAUCGCAUUCUGACGCAGUCUGACCUGCUACUCCAAUUUCAGCAAUCGAGCAAAGAAAAAUAUUUAAAGUUGUUUCAAGAUGUUAGAAAUCACGUCAUAGAUCUCUGCUGCAUUGAACGGCAUUAGCCUUGGAAAUGUGCCUGCCUGUUUCAAAGGGAUUGGUCUAAUGUUUGUUCUGUACCUCAUAAAUGUUUCAUUGCUUCAUUUCAAAACUUAGAGAAGCAUUAUGAAGCACCUCUGGGUUUCAGUCUACAUUGUGACAUAUGUACUUGAAUAGUUCAGCAGAACUGCAGUAAUGCUUUAGUACGUUAUGUGCAUACAAUAAUGAAAUGUGACAUUCUGUAAUUUUCUCUGUUCAAUAUUUUUCUUCUUUGAGACUGCUAGUUUAUUUAGAAUAGUCUCUGUUGUAUGUCAGAGAGAGAGUCUGGUCUGGUGAAUGGGAGGUAAUUGCCGUCAUUCUGAGGUUUGGGGAAGCUGGUCUUCACUGUCAUGGGUGGAGCUAGUUUAUCGGUUUUUCACAUUUGUUUAACUUGAACACUGUCUUUUUUUUCUAUUGCUGUUUUCGUUUUCAACCCUUUUUCUCUAACUCAAAAUUUGUAAUGUCUUUCUGGUAUAAAACGCUAUGUUUGUAUGUUAAAUUAUCUGUAAACACAGGAGCUUUAAUUAAAGGGUUUCGCACCUAAACACACAUUUCCAAGUCUGGAGGAUUUUGUUGGUAAACUAGGCAUCAAAAUUUUUGGUUAUGCAGUGGAUUCAUGAAAUUCAAAUAAGAUUUACGUUUAUUUUCACUGCUGUUCCAGAAAAAUGUCUCGCUACAUUAGAAGGAUGGACAUGAUGGGAAAUUCAUCAUAGAACUUGUAAAUGCAAUAGUGAAAUAGUGAAUAUUCUCUGAUCCUUUUUUUUCCAUACGGUUUAAUGCAUGACCAGGAUUUUAUUGCACAACCCCAAACAAAGCUACAGCCAAGAGCCCGAGCGGAGCGAGGAGGUAUCAGAUUAGAAGAGACAGUCUCUGUAGACUGAAACUCGAAUGCUCACAGAGACAGCACUAGAACAGACAUAUAGAUAGAGCUAUUUUUAGUUCGCAAAGAAAAUGAUCUCUUCAUUUGGCAUAUAAAUCCAGUGUAUAAUAUUAAUUAAUAUAUGGCAGCCAGUAUUCACUUGGAAAAGAUUUAUUGUUGACAUACAGUAUUCUCCUGGAAAACAUGUACAUUCUGAAUUGCAUAAUUAUGAUGGUUUGUGGUCAUCUGUAGCCAUCAAUAUGUCUACCCUCUUUUCAAGGGGCCUUGAAGAAACAAAGCAUCUUUUCAAGGUCUAAUUUAAUUUCUAUUGCCCCUUUGAGAUCCCAACUGGCAUUUGUUUGGAUAAUUGUUUAUAUAUUCCUUAAUCAGUUUUAAUAAUCGUUACGGUUACAACGUUAGCUCCUAAUACAACAUGAUUGCUUACCUUGUUUGCUACUGAAACCACACAGACAAUUGAAACUGCAGGUUGCAAACUCAACUGUAUUUUGAUAAAUAAAACAAAU